AUGGACGGCUGCGGGUGGGCUGCCACCAGCUCUAGGGCCUCCACAGGGCUUGCAGCUCACAGCACCACAGGCAGCCGCCGGGCCUUCUCUCGCUCCCUGUCCAGCAAGCCUGCCAAGGGCUUCCCGACCUACCUGGGCCUGCGCGGGCAGCAUGCGGCAGCCCCAGCAGCAGAUGGCGUGGCGGCCAUGAAGGCAGCGGCAGCGCCUGCCGCCGCUUCAGUUGCAGUGGAGAAGCUGCAGACCGCCUCGUCCCCGGUCAACCUGCACGAGGUGGCGGAUGCGGAGCAGCUCCUGGAAGAGCUGGACGCCUGCGGCGUGGGCCUGAUUGCCAGCCUGAAGAACGAGUACAAGCAUGACAUCGUGGAGAAGGCGCUGGUGGCGCUGGGGUGCAUGGAGCACCGCGGCGCCUGCUCCGCCGACGACGUGUCUGGCGACGGCGCGGGGCUGAUGACCAAGCUGCCCUGGGAGCUGUUCAAGGCGGAGAUGCCGCAGCUGAAGGAGGAGACCACCGGCGUGGGCAUGAUGUUCAUCCCCAACGACGACGCCCUGGAGGCCAGGUGCAAGGAGAUUUUUGAGAAGGUGGCCAAGGACGAGAACUUCAAGGUGGUGGCCUGGCGCGAGGUGCCCGUGGACGUGUCGGCGGUAGGCCCAAUCGCCCUCAAGACCAUGCCCCGCAUGCGCCAGGUCUUCAUCGAGUCGCAGGCGGGGCUGACGGGCGACGAGCUGGAGCGGGAGCUGUUCAUCGUGCGGAAGCUCAUGGAGAAGGAGAAGGCUGCGGCGCUGGGGGAGGACCAUUGGGACUUUUAUGCGUGCACCCUCUCCUCCCGCACCAUCGUAUACAAGGGCAUGCUAAACUCCUCCGCCGUGGGCCGCUUCUUUGUGGACCUGCGCGACGAGCGCUUCACCACCCCCUUUGCCAUCUACCACCGCCGCUUCUCCACCAACACCGUGCCCAAGUGGCCGCUGGCGCAGCCCAUGCGCGUGCUGGGGCACAACGGCGAGAUAAACACGCUGCAGGGCAACCUCAACUGGGUGGCCUCCCGCCAGGCCGGCCUGCGCAACGAGGUUAUUCACUUUUAUGAGUACUACGAGGGUCUGCAGGAGGGCUGGGACGGCCCCGCCCUGCUCGUCUUCUCAGACGGCAUCAAGGUCGGCGCACGCCUCGACCGCAAUGGCCUGCGCCCCGCGCGCUUCUGGCAGACCGCCGACGACAUGGUGUAUGUGGCCUCCGAGGUGGGCGUGCUGGGCGAUGUGCUGAGCAACGCGGGCAACGUGGUGGCCAAGGGGCGGCUGGGCCCCGGCCAGAUGGUGUGCGCCGACCUCGCCGCCGGCACCUUCCGCACCAACACCGAGAUCGCGCGCGACGUUGCUACGCGCGCGCCGUACGGCGACUGGGUCAAGAGCUGCGCCCGCAAGCUGUCCGAGCUCAACGCCUCCAAGGUGCUGGGCGAGUGCCAGCUGGAUGCCAGCGAGGCGCUGCGGCUGCAGGCUGCUGUGGGGUAUGGGCAGGAGGACACGCAGAUGAUCAUCGAGUCGAUGGCGCAGACGGGCGCGGAGCCGACCUUCUGCAUGGGCGACGACUGCCCGCUGCCGGUGCUGGCGGGCACGCCCCACAUGCUCUACGACUACUUCAAGCAGCGCUUUGCCCAGGUCACCAACCCCCCCAUCGACCCGCUGCGCGAGGGGCUGGUGAUGAGCCUGGAGAUGCGGCUGGGCGGGCGCGGCAACCUGCUGCAACCGGGACAGGGGUCCUACAACCAGAUCAUGCUGAAGAGCCCAGUGCUGCUGGAGAGCGAGCUGGAGGCGGUGCGCGGCGACUCGGCGCUGGCCGCCCAGACCUUCUCCCUGCACUAUGCGGCGGGCCAGCCCGACGCGAUGCAGCAGGCGCUGGCGGAGCUCUGCAAGACGGUGGAGGCGGCUGUCCGCGCGGGCUGCCAGUGCGUGGCGCUGGAGAAGGGUAUCCUCAAGAUCCUCUCCAAGAUGGGCAUCUCCCUGCUGUCGUGCUACCACGGCGCGCAGAUCUUUGAGGCAUACGGCCUCGGCCGCGAGGUGGUGGACACCGCGUUUGUGGGCAGCGUGUCGCGCAUCGGCGGCAUGUCGCUGGCAGACAUCCAGCGGGAGACGGAGGCCUUCUGGGCCAAGGGCUUCCCCGACAAGGCCCUCACCAAGCUGGACGACUACGGCUUCAUCCAGAGCCGCCCCAAGGGCGAGUAUCAUGCCAACAACCAGGCCAUGUCCAAGCUCCUCCACAAGGCCAUCGGGCUGGGAGGCAAGGGCUCUGCGGGGCAGGCCGCCUUUGACGCCUACACCCAGCACUUCAAGCAGGCGCCCGUGCACGUGCUGCGCGACAUGCUGGAGCUGGACAGCGGGCUGCAGCCGGUGCCGAUCGAGGAGGUGGAGUCGGCGGCAGGUGAGGCUAGGGGGGCUGUGAGCUAG
Molecule: messenger RNA, 2436 nt
Organism: Chlorella variabilis
Lineage: Eukaryota; Viridiplantae; Chlorophyta; Trebouxiophyceae; Chlorellales; Chlorellaceae
Exons: 20
Coding region: 1-2436 (811 amino acids)
Biological process (GO): ammonia assimilation cycle
Molecular function (GO): glutamate synthase (NADH) activity
Source: RefSeq, a predicted model, not a curated record